Molecule: messenger RNA, 6153 nt
Organism: Cryphonectria parasitica EP155
Lineage: Eukaryota; Fungi; Ascomycota; Sordariomycetes; Diaporthales; Cryphonectriaceae
Exons: 3
Coding region: 1-6153 (2050 amino acids)
Biological process (GO): peptidyl-serine phosphorylation; phosphorelay signal transduction system
Cellular component (GO): cytoplasm; nucleus
Molecular function (GO): ATP binding; protein serine/threonine kinase activity
Source: RefSeq, a predicted model, not a curated record
AUGGAUUCAGACCCGACCAAGCUAGCCUCGCCGGCUGUGUUGUCGCUGCGUGCCCAGGCGGCCGGCGUUAUGGAAAGGACCCUCAGUCAAGAUAUCAGGGAAGAGAGGGAAGAUCUCAGAGAGGCUGCUGAACAGACUUUAAACGUCAUUGUCGACCUCAACCUCAACGGCACCGUCCGCUGGGUCAGCCCCUCCUGGGUCGACGUCAUUGGUACCUCUCCCGAUGAUGUUCAGGGCAAGCCCAUCUCGGGUGUCGUGGUCAGCGAGCCCACCUCCAUCUUUACCGAUGUUGUCGACUCUAUGCAAGGGGACGACUCCCGGAGCCAGUUUAUCCGUUUCUCCGUCAAGCUUGGUCCCCAGUCCAAGCUCCUUGCCCCUGCUGAGGGCGUGGAGGAGGACUUCCAGAAACUGGAGGGUGAAGCUGUAGUCGAUCUCGAGGCACAAGGCAUCAUGGUCCAUGAUACUGGCGGGGAGAGUCACACCAUGUGGAUGAUUCGCCCGUGGAUGGCUCCUCGAGAGAUCCAGAUCGACUUGAACCCGGAGCUCGUCGACUCCCUUGGCUCUGGUGCCGAACUCUUAGCCAGCUACUUGACGCGUCUGGCCGAGGCGGGCAGCGAGGAGUUCCUUGACCAAGCCCCUCCGUCGACUCUCCUCUGUCGGAUCUGCGAGCGUCAAAUACCCUGUUGGUGGUUUGAGAAGCACACGGACCUCUGUUUACAAGAGCACCAGGCGGAGAUGGAGGUUCAGAUGGCCCAGGAGGGCUUGGCUGAGCAUCGACAUGCUAUUGUCAAGGUUCUAGAUGCUCUCGAGGCUCGAAAGAGCCGCUCCCUUACGGGUGAGCAGAUAAGCUUGCCUUUCGCCGAGUACAAAGGCAUGGCGAUCGGCCCGCCACCAUCCAGCUCCUCGUCGCCUGGAACUGCCUCGCCGCCGACUACUGGAGGCCGCUCUCGCGACAGGUCGGCCGGCUUUGGCCACGCGAGAGCGAGGUCAUUCGCCAUCAGGAGGCCCCAGGCCAGGAUUGUCGAGCUCUUGUUGGAUCUCUGCGACACAGCCAUGGAGAUCAGCACACCAGCGAUCAAAGAUUCUUCGGCGCAGGCUCCGGGCGAGUUUCGUACCCAGUCUCCGCAAUCCGAGUCCCGCAUAGCGCAGGUCAUGCAGUGGCAGUCUCCGAGCACCAACACGCUCGAGCAGGAGCAAGGGCUGGCUCUUCUCUGUGCUGACACGGAGAGGAUCGCAAAGUCCAAGGUUGAUGCAGUAUUCCGCCACAGAAAAGUCAUAGAAUACGCCGAGCGCAUUCGUGUGGAAUUUGCCAUCAAGGUUCAAGACUGCAUUGAUGAUGCUAUGCAACGGGCUGCUCGUAUAGCUGCCGGCCGAUUAAGCGAUUCGACCGAGUCUGAAGAAGAUGCCGAAGGGGGUACCGAAGAAGAAGAAGAAGACGACGACAACGAAACCAUACCUCCACAAGACAAUCUUCCUGAUGAAGAAGGGAUCUUUCCAGGCUCGUUCGAUGGAGAAUCAUCACUUGCUCUGGCUCUCGAAAAGGCAAAUCUGAACGAUGAUCCGGACAAGCGGCGCUUCUCAGCAGCCAUUGGCUCGACAAGGUCCAGUAGCCCAAAAGAAUGCCCGACGCCUCGAUCACACCAUGGUAUUGCUACUGUUCUUGGACAGCAGAACAACACAAGGGAGUCGCGACGAGGAUCUAUGUUGCUCGAGAGUGACACUGCAGAAAGCGAGGGCAGUGUCAGGUCCUCGUCGGUAGCUUCGCGCCCUGCCCCAAGGACCGAGUCGCCAAUCUCAGAGUUUGGGGAUCUGAGGAGACAGGCAAGCUCUCGGUCUCAUAACCGGCGAAGCUGGAUCCUGCCUGGUACCAUCUCACCGAUCAGACAGGAGUCCCCCUCAAGGAGUUCUCAGCAGCAGCAGCAGCAGCAGCAGCAGCAGCCCGCCUCGCCUCUGCGAAUCACAAAACCUCGGAAUCUUCCUGACGGACUCACCUCACCUGAGCCUUCACCCAAGCUCGCUAACAGCGAGUUCAGUUCUCCAGUCGCAGCUCCUACCCACCACAAUAGUCACCAUCAUCACCAUAGCAACAACCACCACCACCACCACCGGAGACAAUCUUCGGCAGCCAUAUCAUCGUCUGCCGGCGAAAGCGUCAAGCUUCCACCGUCUCCCCGGCUGAAUGGGGUGACGGCACAGCCACUGGCGCGCGCGGUGCCCCCAUCGAUCAAAGACUUUGAGGUCAUCAAACCCAUCAGCAAGGGCGCCUUCGGCAGCGUGUACCUCUCCAAGAAAAAGUCGACUGGCGAGUAUUUCGCCAUCAAGGUCCUGAAGAAGGCAGACAUGGUGGCCAAGAAUCAAGUCACCAACGUCAAAGCUGAGCGCGCAAUUAUGAUGUGGCAGGGCGAGAGCGACUUCGUUGCGAAGCUGUACUGGACGUUCUCCAGCAAGGACUACCUGUACCUGGUGAUGGAGUACCUAAAUGGCGGCGACUGCGCGUCGUUGAUCAAGGUCCUCGGCGGACUACCUGAGGACUGGGUCCAGAAAUACCUGGGCGAGGUUGUCCUUGGCGUCGAACACCUCCACAGCCGAGGUAUUGUCCAUCGAGACUUGAAGCCCGACAACCUCCUCAUUGAUCAGAAAGGACACCUCAAACUCACAGACUUUGGUCUUUCGCGUAUGGGUCUCGUGGGUCGGCAGAAGCGAGCUCUGCACGCUGGUGCAAGCGAGCCAGCGCCCGACCUGCUCAAGUCGGGCCCUUUUGCCAGAGCACUCUCUGUGGGAUCGUCGGCAUCACGAUCAACCUCGCUCGACGUGCAUUUGCCGAACCACCACUCCCCUACGCUGACACCGCAGAUGACGCCAACCGAUUUUGGUGUCAAUCUUGCGCAGCCUUCCUACUUCAGCCUGGGCCCUGCUGCUCAGAACGAGCCACGCCGCAUAUCCAACGGACAACGUAGCGACAGCGGCGGCAGCGACACGUUGGCACACAUGCUGGGUAGCUUCUCGCUCAACGACACCACGCAUGGGUCGGCCGCCCAGGCUGUCGCCUCACCCAACGAAGGAAGCGAGGGAGGAAGCCCGUCUCCAGAUGUCGCGUCGCUCCGGCAUACCAACACUGGCAGCACGCAGGGGAGUUCCGACCCAGGUAAAGGUACCCCUCCUCAGGCCGGCAUGCCCCCGCCCAACUGGGCCCUGUUCGACCCUGAAGACACAAGUCGCCGUUUCGUGGGGACUCCAGAUUAUCUUGCUCCCGAGACCAUCCGUGGAGAGCCACAAGACGAGACCAGCGAUUGGUGGUCGGUCGGGUGCAUUCUGUACGAAUUCCUCUAUGGGAUCCCUCCUUUUCAUGCCAGCGAGCCUGAGCAGGUGUUUGAGAACAUCCUCGCCCGGAGACUGCAUUGGCCAUCCGAAGACGAGGUCGAGGUCUCUGCCGAGGCCAAAGAUCUUAUCAACAAGCUGCUCUGCAUCGAUCCGCGGGAGAGAUUAGGCUCGAAUAAGAAUGAGAAAUUCGCAUCUGGAGGUGCCGAGAUACGCAAUCACCCUUGGUUCGACGGAAUGAAUUGGGAGAGUCUCCUUCAGGACGAGGCCCAAUUCGUACCCCAGCCCGAGAAUCCCGAAGAUACCGAGUACUUUGAUGCUCGUGGAGCCACGCUCCAGGCUUUUGCAGAGGAGAUGGAAGAUCAGUUGUCGCCCCCCGUGUCAGCACCGGCUACGGAAUAUGCGGACAGACCGCACGACGCCCUCUCGCGUGUUCGCUCACAGGUACAGGUCAACUCGAUCAAGAGGGGGCUCAUGCCUCUCCACAUACCGCCUCACGUCCGAGAUCUCAAGAGCAGGAGGUUAAGCGAGCCAACGGUCAACGAUGAUUUUGGCAAUUUUGCUUACAAAAAUUUACCUGUGCUAGACAAGGCCAACAAGGAUGUCAUACAAAAGUUGCGCGCCGAAGCACACGCCGCCCAAAACAAGUCUUCGACUGCCAUCAGCCCCGGCGGGAUCAACCAGGUCACGUCACCAGGAGGCGUUGGACUCGAAGGGAGCCCUGUUCUGUCCAACCCGGUCCAAAGAACGCUGUCGAACGCCAAGGCCUCGCAGCGGCCUCAGUCGCCCUCUGGCAUUAGCAACUCGCAUUCCUCGCCAAGCCGGGUGUCGCAGCCGUCGUCGCCUCUUCUCGUGUCGUUUGUUGCUGGACAAGAGGGAAGACGUAAGGCUUCCAGCACUUCUUCUAAUCUGUCACAACAGACAGGCUCUGGUAGCUCACUUCAGCCAGGCAACUUCUUCGAUGUGCCACGCGUCCCACCUAGCCUGCAGAAAGCAGCCACGUCGGUGGGGGCAUCCCCGGUCAAGGGCCGUGGGUCUGCACCACCGCCUCUGACCCUCGCAUCGCCGCAGAGGUCCAUAGCCUCACCUCGCCAUGGCAGCAGCUCGUCCCCGGCCCGUUCAAGAUCGCUCACGGUCGGCUCUCAAGAGGGGAGUCCGGUGGCUGCAGAUCUCCUGUCCCAUCGGAAUCGUCGUAGCCAAGUAUUCGACAUGUCACCUUCGUCUUCUGACAACGAAGGAGAGAAGGCCAAUGCAGCCCUCCUGAGAGUGCAGAGGCGUCGCCAGAGCUCUCGGCGCCUGUCGCAGAUAUCCUACGACAACCCUGCCUUCCGAGCCCUGGAUGUUCUCAUCUGUGAAGAUCACCCUGUUUCUCGGAUGGUCAUGGAGAAGCUGCUUGAGAAGCUGCGCUGCCGUACCAUCUCUGCCUGCACAGGCCCUGAGGCAGUCAGAUACGCCAUGAGUGACAUCAAGUUUGAUAUCAUCUUCAUGGAGUUCAAGCUACCACAGAUUAUUGGCGCUGAUGUGGCAAAGAUGAUCCGUGAAACCAAGAAUGCCAACUCACACACCCCUCUUGUCGCCAUCACAGCCUACUUAAAAGAGCUCCAGGCACCCCACUAUUUCGACUCCUUGAUCGAGAAGCCCAUCAGCUCAUCUAAGCUGACCGAGGUGCUCACCCACUUUUGUCAAUGGAAGCCUGCUUCCCCCAGCCAGAAGAGCUCAAUCUCCUUCUCGUCGGCUGCUGCUGGUGGUGCUGGUGCAGCCCCUCACCCAACACCCACCAACCUGAGGCAGGAGAGUCUGAAAUACGAGGGAAGCCCCACCAGUGGUACGUCUUCUGCUGGCUUUGCGAAUCGUACUGGGAGCAGCUUCCGCGGCUCAAGCCGCGAGGACUCCAUCUCCUCUAGCCUCUUUGGCGACUCAGAAUCAGUGUCGGCUGAUGAGAUUUCUGUCGCAAUCAGUCGUAAUACCACGAACGACUGGAAAGAUCAAGGUCUUGGGAUCGGCAUGCCACCGGCGCAGGAGGAGCAUCUACUAAGCAGCGACGCGGUCAAAGGCGUGCUGAGCCCAUCUCCAGCCUCCAAGGAGACAGCCAAGGACAUGACGCAUCUGACGCUCCAGCAUAGCGCUCCCGGGCAGGUGGAGCAUGACACGACAGCAGUGCCUAUCGCAGCCCCUAAACCACGUCGCUCCUUCGAGAAGCUGAGAGCAAAGCGCGAGCUGAUGGAAAAAAGGCGACUCGAGGGCAAUACUGGCAUCGAUUCUGCAGAUGACGAGGACGACGAACUUGGCCUCGGCAUGGCAGGCAAGCCCGUAGGCUUCGGCCCACCUACCGCUGCGGCGGCAACAGCUCAAGCCGCAAAGCAGCAUUUCCGGAGACAGUCGGUGCUCCCAUCGUCCAAGCUCGGCAUCGAGAUGAUGCGUGCCAACAGUCAUGAUAGCGUGAAUGUGCCUGCUGCUCAAGGCGCGAGCGCGUCCGAGCCCGCUACGCAUGCCUUGACCACUCCCAAAGGCUCCGUUGAGCACUCGCCGUUGUCUGGGCCUACCAUGCUGGCACCGCCUGACUUGCAUGCUGGCGGCUUAUCGCUGAGCCCGGCGCCGAUCCUCGAUGAAGAGGAGGAAGACAAAACAGUCAUUGUCCACACCCCACCGAGGAUUGAAGCCAGUGGAGAAGGUGGCAGGGCCGACAUCGAAGACACACCAAAACCAUUCGCCACCACAGAGCAACCAAAGACACGGGUGGAAGCAGAGAAUGGGAACGAGGAGCCUACACCGAAGAGGACUGCAGACAUCAUCAUUCACACCACGAUGGCAACUCCGACCUCUGAGGCACCUUGA